Juglans regia (Persian walnut) is the source of this 558-nucleotide messenger RNA. RefSeq lists its product as uncharacterized. Gene Ontology annotation, molecular function: nucleic acid binding; RNA-DNA hybrid ribonuclease activity. The transcript has 2 exons. The record is from RefSeq and is a predicted model, not a curated record. Lineage: Eukaryota; Viridiplantae; Streptophyta; Magnoliopsida; Fagales; Juglandaceae. Bases 1 to 558 code for a protein of 185 amino acids.
AUGAGGCUGUUGAAGAUACUCUCCAUAUCUUGUGUCAUUGCAAAGAGCGCAUGGAAGUUCAGGAAACCUCCACCAAUUGGAAAAUGGAAGCUAAAUCUUGAUGGGGCUAUCUUCACUCAACAUAAUCUAUUGGGAGUAGUAGCUAUCUUGAGGGAUGAUUCUGGAAGUAUGAUUAUGGCAAUUUCGAGAAGGGAAGCAGGUACUUAUAUUGUGGAGGAGAUUGAGGCUCUUGCUUCUUUGAGGGAAUUACAAAUGAUCCUCCAUAUGGGAAUACCUCAUGUGAUUCUUGAAGGAGAUACACUAACUGUUGUGGAGGCUAUUAGAUCAAGUUGUGAAGAAGAAUGCAGUUACAGCCCUCUAAUAAGAGAGAUUCAAGCUUUGUUAUUGCACUUCCAUUCAUUUGAUGUUUUGCAUGUUACUAGGCAGGGAAAUGAGGCAGUGCAUCGAUUGGCUAGAAAUGCACAAUGGAUGGAUGAUACUAUUCAAUGGUGGCACAAUCCGCUGGAUUUUAUUCUGAGCAAUUUAGAAAUUGAUGUUGAAGGCCUUUAUGCUAUGUAG